Messenger RNA from Dendrobium catenatum, 1758 nucleotides. RefSeq names its product L-gulonolactone oxidase 2-like. The coding region runs from base 1 to 1758 and encodes 585 amino acids. Lineage: Eukaryota; Viridiplantae; Streptophyta; Magnoliopsida; Asparagales; Orchidaceae. Gene Ontology annotation, cellular component: membrane. The record is from RefSeq and is a predicted model, not a curated record. Gene Ontology annotation, molecular function: D-arabinono-1,4-lactone oxidase activity; FAD binding. The transcript has 3 exons.
AUGACGGAGAACAAAUCUCGUUGGGCCUACUCGGCGCUCUGCCUCGCAAGCUUCCUACUCCUUCCGGUCAUGCGGUGUAGCCCGCCGGAAGACCCGAUAAAGUGUUCAUCAGGCACGACCAACUGCAGCAUCGCCAACUCCUACGCCACAUACCCCGACCGUUCCACAUGCCGCGCCGCCAGGGCCGUCUUCCCGGAGACCGAGAACGAGCUCCUCGCCGUCGUUGCUGAGGCUGCGCGAACGGGGACUAAGAUGAAGGCGGCGACGCGGUACGCGCACAGCAUACCUAAGCUGUCCUGUCCAGACGGCGACAACGGCCUCAUCAUAAGCACGAAAAGCCUGAACCGCGUCGUGAGCGUCAACGCCUCAGCGUUACUGCUCACGGUAGAAAGCGGGAUGAUUCUCCGCGAGCUGAUCAAGGUCGCCGGUGACGCCGGACUCGCGCUUCCAUACUCGCCCUAUUGGGCCGGCGUGACGGUCGGCGGCAUGCUCGGCACCGGCGCGCAUGGCAGCUCGUUAUGGGGUAAAGGCAGCGCGGUGCAUGAUUAUGUCGUGGGUGUCAGGAUCGUGACGCCAGCUUCGCCGGCCGAAGGUUAUGCGAGGGUGCGCUCGCUCGGGGCAGACCACCCUGACUUGAAUGCUGUCAAGGUCUCACUUGGAGUGCUCGGCAUUAUUUCGCAGGUCACAUUUAAGCUGCAGCCGCUGUUCAAGCGAUCGAUCACAUAUGAGAGUCGCGGAGACGGAGAUCUUGCGGAAGCCGCGGUGAAGUUCGGGAAACAGUACGAGUUCGCGGACAUUACGUGGUAUGUAGGCAGAGGGAAAGCCUUGUACCGUAAGGAUAGUCGGGUUUCCUUAAACGAUCUGGGCGACGGGCAAUACGACUUCAUGGGCUUCCGUUCUACCGCAAGAGCUGGAUUGGCCAUUGACAGAGUCACUGAGGAUGCCAUGGAGGCUCUCGGCGACGCUGCGGGUAAAUGCGCAGCCGCGACGGUUAUUACCUCCGCACUGUCGCUUGCCGCCUACGGCCUCACCAACGACGGGUCGCUCUUCAAGGGCUACCCCGUAAUAGGCUUUCAGCACCACCUGCAAGCUUCCGGCAGCUGCUUGAACUCGCCGGAGGAUGGCCUUCUCACGUCCUGCCCGUGGGAUCCCCGCAUCACGGGCAAGUUCUUCUAUCAAUCUGCUUUUACCAUCCCGCUCUCCAAAGUCAGAGACUUCAUCCUCGAAGUCCAAAAGAUUCGAGACCUCCACCCCGACGCGCUCUGCAGCAUUGACAUCAACAAUGGCAUUCUGAUGCGCUACGUCAAGGCUUCCACCGCCUACCUCGGCAAGGAAGAGGACGGCGUCGACUUCGACAUUACGUACUAUCGCAGCCGCGAUCCUUUGAGGCCGAGGCUUUACGAGGAUUUGCUGGAGGAGAUUGAGCAGAUGGCUUUAUUCAAGUACGGGGCGCUUCCGCACUGGGGAAAGAACAGGAACGUGGCAUUUGAUGGAGCUAUUGGUAAGUAUUCCAGGGUUGAGGAGUUUAUGAGGGUGAAAGAUGAGUUCGAUCCGGCGGGGCUGUUCUCCGCCGAAUGGACGGAUCAGGUGCUUGGCAUCGAGGGGAAGACGACGAGUUUGGUGAAGGAUGGCUGCGCUUUGGAAGGGCUCUGCGUUUGUUCUGAGGACCGACACUGUGCACCGGAGAUGGGCUAUCUCUGCCGGCCUGGCAAGGUGUAUAAGGAUGCCAGGGUUUGCAGCCACGUAGCCAAAAAUUAG